AUGUCACUCAUCUCCACAGCACUUGUGCUACUUGUUCCCCUAGGCCUUUACUUGUACCUGCUGCGGUCUAGUCGUAGAAGAUCAAAUAACCCAGCAGAAGCAGUGCUCCCCACAAAAUUGCCAAUACUAGGCAUGCUCCCUUCUCUCUUGGCCAACAUGUACAACUUCCAUGAGUACAGCUCUGUGGUCCUCGCUGGAUCAGGCCUCAACUUCAAUGGGGACGGCCCACCUGGAGCCGGGAUGCGAUUCUUCAUCACCUGCGACCCUGCCAACAUCCAGCACAUCUUCACGACCAACUACCACAACUUCCCCAAGGGCGCGGAAUUCGCCGCCAUCUUCGACAUCAUGGCUGGUGGCCUCUUCACUAUCGACGGCGAGCUGUGCCGUCGGCGGCGCGUGAAAUUUGCGGGCGUGGUCAGCAGCCCGUGGUUUACUGAUCGUGUGGCAGCCCAUUGCUGUGACAAGGUGAAGGACCACCUCCUCCCAUUGCUUGCUCGCAUGGCGACUACCGGCACUUCGUUCGACAUGCAAGAGUUAAUGGUGAGGUUAAUGUUUGACAUGACCGCCAUGGCAGUCUUUGGCGUGGACCCUGGCUUCCUGUCCUCGGACAUGCCUCCGGUUGAUGCCUCCACUGCCAUGGACACAGUCAUGGAGGUGGGAUUUCUCCGGCACACCAUGCCAGCCUCUUUGUGGAAGGCAAUGAGGUGGCUAAAUAUUGGUCCUGAGAGAAAGCUCCUCGAAGCGAAGAAAGUGCUCCACAGGUUUGUUGUGGAUACGAUGGACAGGAGGAAGAGGAACGGAGAAAAUGUUGGCCACAAUGAGAAUGAAGAGGUUGUAGGUGAUAUUUUAUCUUCCUACAUCAAUGACCCGGACUUCGCUGAUGAUGACUUGCUCCGUGCGACACUCAUUAACUUCAUGAUCGCUGGGAGGGACACAAUUGGCACGACCCUGCCAUGGAUAUUCUACAACCUUGCCCAGAAUCCUAACAUCGUGUCAAUCAUUCGUAAGGAACUCUCACCUAUUGCAUCGCACAAAGCAGCCAACGGUAUGGGUGCAAUGGUCUUUGAGCCGGAGGACACCAAAUCUCUCGUGUAUCUGAGAGCCACCUUGUACGAGACUCUCAGGCUAUAUCCACCAGCGCAUACGGAGCGCAAGACAGUGGUUACUGAUGAUAUCAUGCCAAGUGGCCAUGAGGUGCAUGCCGGUGAUGCCAUCUUUAUCUCUCUCUACUCCAUGGGAAGAAUGGAGAGCUUGUGGGGUAAAGACUGCCUCGACUUCAACCCAAACAGAUGGCUCUUGGAAGACAACAACAAGCUCAAGAACGUACCUUCUCACAAGUUCCUGGCCUUCAACUCGGGCCCGAGGGUUUGCAUGGGCAAGGAAAUUGCGGUUAUGCAGAUGAAGACCAUCGUCGCCACAGUCAUGUGGAACUUUGAUGUGGAGCUGGUGGAAGGUCAGAGCAUCCAGCCCAAGCUGUCUUGUUUACUGCAGAUGAAAUAUGGGCUCAUAGUGAAGCUGAAGAAACGAGAAGCGUAA
This is a messenger RNA of Triticum turgidum subsp. durum (durum wheat), 1536 nucleotides long. Lineage: Eukaryota; Viridiplantae; Streptophyta; Magnoliopsida; Poales; Poaceae. The record is from the annotation of a GenBank genome assembly.